Messenger RNA from Zingiber officinale, 1942 nucleotides. RefSeq lists its product as uncharacterized. Lineage: Eukaryota; Viridiplantae; Streptophyta; Magnoliopsida; Zingiberales; Zingiberaceae. The transcript has 3 exons. The coding region runs from base 793 to 1851 and encodes 352 amino acids. The record is from RefSeq and is a predicted model, not a curated record.
CCUAUAAACGAACAUGUUCGCGAGCUCACGAGCCGAAUAUUCUUAAGCUCGAGUUCGGCUCAAUAAAAUUGUCGAGCUCGAAAUCGAGCUCGGCUCGAUAAGAUAAACGAACGAAUUCGAACGAAUUUUUUAUCGAAUCAAGUUUCGAAUAGCUCGUGAACUGUUUGAUUUAUUUACAUCCCUAGAAUUACUUGUAUGGUCUGUGUUUUUGAACACAAACUCAAGGGUUGAACUGAUCAAUCUGUAAUUCAGUUUGCAAUAAGUUAGAUGUGUAAAAUAUUCAAUUUUAAAUGUGUUGCUAAAUAUAUGAGAAAUUUAUAUUUGUCGUCAUGUAAAUUAAUUUUUAUAGGGAAAAAUAUCACAAGAAAUGGCAUAGCAAGUUUUGGAAAGAAAAAUCUUGAAUCAAGAAUAAUAGGUAAAAAAGAUAUUGGGAUGUAUUUUCAUGUAAAAUAAAUACUAUGAGGUAUUUUGAUAAAUACUCAAUAUAAAGGUGCUUUUUUGAUAAAUUCUUAAGUUUUUAGCUAGUUAUGGAAAAUAUAGACUAAAAAUGUUCCAUUGUGGCAACUAAAAAUGUUCAAACAAAUCAUUUCCGUUGUGAUUGAAUUUGAAUUUUGAACCACUCACCGCCGUAUCGGAUUCUGGAUCCUGAUCGGUUUAAUUUUUUCGGAACCCGUUUAUUAGAAUUGGGUUUAUUUUUGAGUCCGUGUCCCGCCUUAAACACCCUCUACCAGUACCACCGCGGCUUCUUCUUUUCGAAGGAAAAGGGAGGCGAGGGUUCGAUUUGGAAGCAGCAUGGCGGCGACCGUGAUGAACCCGCUUCUGGAUCCCGGUACCCAACCCCGGAAGCAGCGGAUUCUAGCCCACCUGCAACCCCCAUUCCUCCCCCUGUUCGCUCCUCCGCCGCGGCCCGGUGCCGAUGCCACCGCGGAGGCUGGAUCUGGCGAGACGCGCAUGCGGAGGAGGAGGAGCAGCACCUUGAGUGACUAUUUCCGGCCCGAUGGAUUCGUCGAUUCGGUUGCGGUUGAUGGGAAACGACACGACGAGUCUCCCGUCGCCGAACGGGAUCCGUUCGUCGGUGGUGAAAGGGAAGAGUUUAGUAGAGACGGUGUGGAAGAUGGGCGCUUUUGGAGCCCUCGUGAUACCAGCAUCAUCGCGAGCUGCUCCAGAAGUUUGGGGACCUCGACACCACACUCCGAGUUCUAUGAUGCCGUCGAAGAUUUCGGAUCAGAUAGUUUUCUUUCACGGUCAUCAUCUCCUUCCUCGAUCUCGAAGAACGAAAGCGAAUUCCAUGACCUGCGUCUUGGUCUCUCUGAAGAGAUCGAGAAACGCAAAACCGCAGAGGCGGCCCUUAUACAGAUGCAGAGGCAGUGGCAGAGAUUGGCAGAGAUGUUCUCUCGAUUCGGCGUUUCACUUCCUGUAAUCGAAAAAUAUCAUGGUGUUCUGAAUGAUUUAGAUUUUGCACAAAUUCCGCAAGCUAUUAUAUCAGCAAAAUCCGCUUCCGAAGCUAUCGCAAGUGUUAUUGGUGCUGAAGCUGUUGCAGAUAUGGAAGCAAUUCUUGAGGCAAAGAACCGUGAUGUGUCUCGCUUGCAAAAUCGAGUCAAAUACUAUCUGACUAUGAACCGUGAGAUGUCGUUGAGGAAUCAAGAACUUGCCUAUUUAUCAUCCCUGAAACGUGAAAAGAGAAGAAAAAAGUAUCGAUGGAUUUGGAGCUGUUUGGGCUUAUCACUUAUUAUGGGGUCGUCGCUGCUUGUUUCUUCCUAUUCUGACUACAAUUGUACUGAUUUAUUCUCAAUGGUAUAUCACGAUAAUUCUGUAGAAACAAGGUUAUCAUCACACAAUAGUCUAGACUAAAGAUUUUGAUGGCUUGACAAUUGUAUUAGAUUUUGUAUAGUUUUGCCUUAAGAGUGUAGUUUUUUAAGUGGAAGGUGAUCGUUCAAAUUUU